AUGCCUGAUAAUAAGGUAAAUCCAACUCACAGCAAGUCAACCGGAUUGCCGCGAAAGCGCUUCUAUAGAGCACGAGCUCAUAGCAACCCGUUAAGUGACUCUCAUUUCCCUGUGCCGUUAACACCCGCUCAUGUUGACUAUUCUCUCCACUAUCCUCAAGCUGAUAGUUCCAAAAAGAUCAAGUUUGCUGAUAUUGGCUGUGGUUUUGGAGGACUGCUCAUUAGUCUCUCGACUCUGUUCCCGGAAACACUGAUGAUUGGAAUGGAACUUCGAGAUAAAGUGAGUGAGUAUGUUAAGGAGCGGAUUUUAUCUUUAAGGGUAGCGAAUCCGGGGCAAUACCAAAAUAUUUCUGUGGUUCGAACUAACUCCAUGAAGUACAUUCCGAAUCACUUUGAGAAAGCACAACUCUCGAAGAUGUUUUUCCUGUUUCCUGAUCCUCAUUUUAAAGAGAAGAACCAUCGUCGUCGGGUUAUCAGUCCGUUCUUACUAGAUGAGUAUGCUUAUGUUCUUGAGGUUGGUGGAAUUAUAUACACGAUAACAGACGUGGAAGAGCUUGGGGAAUGGAUGAAGUCUUGUUUGGAGAAUCACCCUCUGUUUGAACCGUUGACUGAGAAAGAACUUGAAGUGGAUCCAGCUGUUAAGCUUUUAAGCUCUGCUACUGAAGAAGGCCAAAAGGUUGCUAGGAAUGAUGGACAGACUUUCCAAGCUGUUUUCAGACGCAUUGCACGAUCUGAUCAGAGUGUAGUUCAGGAUGUAAAACAUGUUCGAUUUGUCACCAGCGACAGUUUUGGUUCAAUAUAUGAUUAUUCAAUUUUGCAAAGUUAA
Molecule: messenger RNA, 825 nt
Organism: Vicia faba (fava bean)
Lineage: Eukaryota; Viridiplantae; Streptophyta; Magnoliopsida; Fabales; Fabaceae
Source: the annotation of a GenBank genome assembly